AUGUAUUUGAAGCGAGAUUGGAAGAUUGGAAGCCGAUACUCAAUCGAAAAGAUUGUGGGUAAUGGGAGUUAUGGAGAAGUGGCAAAGGCUUACGACCAUCAGACAAAGGAAUAUGUGGUAGCAAUCAAGCGAAUACCCAACUUAUUUAUGGAUAAUCAGGACACAAAACGGAUCCUUCGCGAAAUCUAUAUUCUUCGUCAUCUUGAUAGUUCCUUUGUUGUGGGUUUGAAGAAUGUAUUUCCAUCGCCCAACUUUAAUACGGAUAAAACAAUGUACGUGCUGUUCAGCUCUUUCUCUCGUAGAUAUGUCGUAAUGGAUUAUAUGAUAACAGAUCUCUAUAAGGUGAUUUCCAGUCCCCAAUUUUUUGAGAUCGAUCAUGUUCGCUAUAUAUUGUAUCAAAUUCUUUGUGGCAUGCUUUAUAUCCACUCGGCUGGUGUGAUCCAUCGCGACAUAAAGCCCGCAAACAUCCUUCUAAACGAGGAUGUCUCAGUGAAGAUCUGCGACUUUGGCUUGGCACGGGAGAUUGUUUCCCUUCCGCAUACGCAUCCCAAGGCCCCCUCUACUGGACGAGAGUCUUCCAGUAGCUUCCAAUCAUCUCGUUGUAACCUAAGUUUAAGUACAGUGAAUACUGAAAGUCAUGGAGAUGCUCCAUCUCCGGUUUCAAUCAAACGAACAAUGACAAGGCAUGUCGUGACACGCUAUUAUCGAUCUCCCGAGCUAUUGGUCAUUGGGGACUACACGAAGAGUGUGGAUAUUUGGUCAGUUGGUUGCAUUACUGCUGAACUUCUUCAGAUGCUUCAAGAAAACGAGCCUGAUUAUCGGAAUCGCCAUCCUUUGUUUCCUGGAAAGUAUUCUUCGUUGAGUCCUCGAUGGAGCAAGUCGCCUCUCUCCUAUCAGGACAAUCUCAAUAUCGAAUUAAAAGAAGACGAUCAGAUUUGUGUGGUCUGCGACGCGCUGGGAAGGCCGCCGCGGCGUUUUCUAGAUCGCAUUCCGUAUGAGCAUGUUCGGGAGCAGUUGGAGAAGUACAAGGAGAAGAAAAUCGACUGGAACCAGUACUUCCGAUUUAUCCCGAGUGAGCUUUCCGAUCUACUGAAUCAUAUGCUGGUAGGGGAGAGGAAUGGAGUAGACAUGUAG
Messenger RNA from Blastocystis hominis, 1134 nucleotides. RefSeq lists its product as hypothetical. Bases 1 to 1134 code for a protein of 377 amino acids. Lineage: Eukaryota; Bigyra; Opalinata; Blastocystidae. Gene Ontology annotation, cellular component: cytoplasm; nucleus. The transcript is spliced from 4 exons. Gene Ontology annotation, biological process: intracellular signal transduction; protein phosphorylation. The record is from RefSeq and is a predicted model, not a curated record. Gene Ontology annotation, molecular function: ATP binding; MAP kinase activity.